Molecule: messenger RNA, 666 nt
Organism: Amphiprion ocellaris (clown anemonefish)
Lineage: Eukaryota; Metazoa; Chordata; Actinopteri; Pomacentridae
Product: nuclear factor 7, ovary-like
Molecular function (GO): protein binding
Source: RefSeq, a predicted model, not a curated record
UUUGUCGACCCGUCCAUCCAACCCGACCUCCUCCCUACCACUUUGGAUCCGGAUACAGCUCAUCCGGCUCUGGUUCUGUCUGAUGAUGGGAAACAGGUGCACUGUGGUGAAGUUCGGACGCAACUCCCAGAAAACCCGAAAAGAUUCGACCCAGCGAUUAACGUCUUAGGAAAGCAGAGUUUCUCCUGUGGAAGGUUCCACUAUGAUGUCCAGGUCAAAGGAAAGACUGGAUGGACUUUAGGAGUGGCCAAAGCGUCGGUCAAGAGGAAGGGAGAAAUUAAACUAAACCCAGAGAACGGAUAUUGGACAAUACAUCUAAGGACCAGGAAAGAAUACUUUGCUCUUGCUAGCUAUCCGGUUCCUCUUUCAGUGAUUUCCCAACCUGAGAAGGUCAGAGUGUUUGUGGACUAUGAGGAAGGUCUGUUUUUUUUUUAUGAUGUAGAUGCUGCAGUUCUUCUCUAUUCCUUUACUGGAAGCUCCUUCACGGAGAAACUCUACCCUUUCUUCAGUCCUGGGCCCUACAACCCCCUCAAUAACCCUUCCAACCUCUUCAAUGGGCCUACGACUUCCUCAAAGUCCAUACAACUACCUUAUGGGCAUUUACAACUUUCUGAAUGGCCCUUAAAAUCUCUUCAGGAGCCCUACAACCUCCUCAAAGACCCGUAG